This is a messenger RNA of Candoia aspera, 1945 nucleotides long. It is a transcript of the gene ARRB2, whose product is annotated as arrestin beta 2. Gene Ontology annotation, cellular component: cytoplasm. The transcript has 15 exons. NCBI's taxonomy places the organism in Eukaryota, Metazoa, Chordata, Lepidosauria, Squamata, Candoiidae. Gene Ontology annotation, biological process: positive regulation of ERK1 and ERK2 cascade; G protein-coupled receptor internalization; signal transduction. The record is from RefSeq and is a predicted model, not a curated record. Gene Ontology annotation, molecular function: angiotensin receptor binding. Bases 129 to 1367 code for a protein of 412 amino acids.
GGCCCCAGGCCGGGCAUGGCUUCCCUGCGGUCCGCACCGUCCUCCCGCCGCGCCGCGCCUCCGGAGCCGCCCCGCCAGUAGCAGCCGCAGCAGCCGAGCCGAGCCGAGCCGAGCCGAGCCCCGCCGGCAUGGGGGAGAAGGCGGGCACCAGAGUUUUCAAAAAGUCCAGCCCAAACUGCAAACUCACUGUUUACCUGGGGAAGCGUGACUUCGUGGAUCACCUGGACAGAGUCGACCCUGUUGAUGGUGUCGUUCUCGUUGACCCGGAGUAUCUCAAGGAUCGGAAAGUAUUCGUGACGCUGACCUGCGCCUUCCGCUAUGGCCGUGAGGACCUGGACGUCCUGGGCCUCUCCUUCCGCAAGGAUCUCUUCUUGGCCUCCUGGCAGGCCUUCCCCCCUGCCGAGGGCACCCCUGAGCCUGAGCCACUCACCCGCCUGCAGGAGCGACUGCUGCGCAAACUGGGUGCCAACGCCCACCCCUUCAGCUUCCUGAUCCCCCAGAACCUGCCGUGUUCGGUGACGCUGCAGCCGGGGCCCGAGGACACAGGAAAGGCUUGUGGUGUGGACUUUGAGAUUCGGGCGUUUUGUGCCAAAAACCUGGACGAGAAGAUUCACAAAAGGAACUCGGUCCGCCUGGUUAUCCGGAAAGUCCAGUAUGCCCCUGAGAAGCCUGGCCCGCAGCCCAUGGCUGAGACCACCCGCCACUUCCUGAUGUCCGACCGCUCUUUGCACCUGGAAGCGUCUCUUGACAAGGAGCUUUAUUAUCAUGGCGAGCCAAUCAGUGUCAACGUUCACGUGACCAACAACUCCAGUAAAAGUGUCAAGAAAGUGAAGGUGGCCGUGCGGCAGUACGCAGACAUCUGCCUCUUCAGCACUGCACAGUACAAGUGUCCCGUGGCCCAGAUUGAGCAUGAGGACCAGGUGGCCCCCAGCUCCACCUUCUGCAAGGUGUACACACUCACACCGCUGCUGAGCAACAACCGGGAAAAGCGGGGCCUGGCGCUGGACGGCAAACUGAAGCACGAGGACACCAACCUGGCCUCCUCCACCAUUGUGACGGAGGGUACCAACAAGGAAGUCCUGGGCAUCCUGGUCUCCUACAGGGUCAAAGUGAAGCUGGUGGUCUCCCGGGGAGGGGACGUUGCAGUGGAACUGCCUUUUGUCCUGAUGCACCCGAAGCCACCUGAGCAGCCCUCUCCGACAAUGCAGGCCCCAGACGCCGUUCCAGAAUCAGAUGCACCAGUUGAUGCCAACCUGAUUGAGUUUGAAACCAACUAUGGGCAGGAUGACGACAUCGUGUUUGAGGACUUUGCCCGCCUGCGCCUAAAGGGCCUGAAAGACGACGAGGACACCGACCACUUCUGUUAGGAAAUCCUCUGGGGGGGGGGGACAGCUCCCCCACCAACACCCUGUCCCAUGACUCCCUUUGCCUUCAGAGCCAUUUGUACCCUCCCCGCUUUGUCUCAUUGCUGUACUGGGGGUGGGGUUUUCAUGCGACUAAAAUCGGGGAGGGGGUCAUCCCAGCUUUUCUCCUGCUCCCCUGCUGCUACUGCAUAAUUUUCCAAGAGGGAUUUUGAUGUCUAAGGACCCCCCUCCCGUCUCACGCACUGGAGUUGUUUAUUGGGCAUUACUGUCAGAUGGUCCUACCCCAAAGUACCAUUUUGCUGUUGCUCCCCCCCCCUGCAAAGUUCUCUUUUAUAUCUCUUCCUUUAAAUGCUUUGAAAGACUUUGGUAACAGAAUUGGCCCCCAAGUUAAAAGGGGGGCUCUCACCCAGAGCUAAAGAAGGCUUUGGAUGCAUUUUACUCUGAGGCCCGGGAAGGCCCACUACUGCUCCGGCUGGGGAGGGCACCCCUUGCCCAAGCCCCCAGACACGAACCUGCACCCAGAGAGGCACACAGACCAGCCAUCUGCGCAAAGAGCAACUGAAUAAAACAGUGAACUGAAA